UACGGAGGCCGGGAUGGAAGAAGGCGUAUUUCUACUUCCGGGAGACGGGUAAGAUCCGGGCCUGCUUUGCCUUUCUUCCAUUUCCAACCGCUUCCCCUCCGAGAAGCCAUGAGCAAGCGGAAUCAGGUAUCAUAUGUGCGUCCGCCGGAGCCGGCGUUUCUGGCCCGCUUCAAGCAGAAGGUCGGCUAUAAGGAAGGCCCCACCGUGGAAACCAAGAAAAUUCAACCGGAAAUUCCUGAGGGAGAUGAUGACAGGAGUGACAAUGAAGAUGAGCAGCCACAAGUUGUUGUGCUAAAAAAAGGAGAUUUAUCAGCAGAAGAAGCGAUGAAAAUUAAGCAGCAAAUGAAAUCUUCCAAACCAGAUGAAGAACCAGCUCCAGCCGAUGGGAAAAUUAUGUUCAGAAAACCAGCCAAGCGAUCCUCUGAUGAGAAGUAUUUGGGUUUGACAGCAAACUCCAGAAAGAAGAAAAAAGAUGAAGAAAAAAAAAAGGAGGACUUGGUUCCAAAAAACAUUCAGAAACAAAUAAAAAAUAGUAGCCUGCUUUCUUUUGAUGACGCAGAGGAAGAAGAUUAGUAAUUGAACAUAUUUUGAACUUCUGUAUUCUCUCCUUCACGGGCACUUGGGGAUGUUCUUUAAAGAUUAUCUUUUGGACUUUUCAUUUUUUAGGGAAUGUGUAUGUUGGUGAUCUAGAGUAUGUUUGAAUUCUGAUGUAAUUGCAAUAUUUCAGCAAAAAUAAUAGAGAUUGCUUAAGGUGCUAGACCACAAAUACAUGACAUAGUUAUACAUGAUACCUCUUCCUCUUUCCUUUGUAAUAUCUCUCACCUAAUACCCAUUACCAUUUAGAUUAAAGACAGGAAGUCUAUGUAUUCAUUUAAGACUAUUGAUUAGAUCUAGACACCAGGAUAUUAUUAGAUUUGCUCAAUGACCUUGAGGAAGCUGCCCUGUUUUUCCCACCUAUAAGUGCAUGAUUCAUUUAAUUGCCUUGAAUUAUCAUGAAUAACAUGUUAAUGCAAAAUACUUUUUUUUAUUUUAGUGCCUGCAACUUCCCUCAAACAUUAAAACAUCUUUUAAAUACUUAACAGUAUUUAAAGCCUGUGCUUCGUUAAUCUUUUCAAACUUUUUGCCAUUUUUGUUAUACUCCAAGUUCUAUUUAAGUUUAUGAAUGACUGACUGUUUUGUAGCGUGUAUAUAUAUAUAUAUAUUUUUUUUUUUUUUUUUUUGAAGAAGAAGAUUUGAAAUUUAGGGCAAUGUGCAUUUCAACAAAAGAAAUUUAGGUGGAUUCUCAAUCCCAUUUAGCUAUCUGAAAGAAUUUAUUGUGUUCUAAUUAAAACACUACCAAGAAUUUAUGGUAGAUUGUCCCAGAUUCUCUUGGUGUGAGAAAACAUCCUGAAUCAUUUUUUUUUUUUUUUAUUGUGGAGCAAAAGAAGUAAAAUUAAUGGGGAAUAUAAAGCUUUGGAAAGAAGCUGAUUGGAAAUUGCUGUGUUGCAGCUGUUUGAGGUUUAAUUGUUAAUGUUUUAAUGUAGCUUAUAAGAA
This is a messenger RNA of Sarcophilus harrisii (Tasmanian devil), 1533 nucleotides long. Its product is annotated as KIAA1143 ortholog. NCBI's taxonomy places the organism in Eukaryota, Metazoa, Chordata, Mammalia, Dasyuromorphia, Dasyuridae. The coding region runs from base 109 to 573 and encodes 154 amino acids. The transcript is spliced from 3 exons. The record is from RefSeq and is a predicted model, not a curated record.